AACAAAACUCCAAAAUGCCUAUGUUAUACAAGCCAGCAGUAGAAGGAAAGGGGGUCAAGCCACCUCAAAUUCCUUCUCCAGGUAACAACUCUUUCUUGGGUGAUAUCUUCACCUCCGAAGGCCCCAAAGAAGAACAAAUCUCUUGCGGUUUUUACAAGCAAGAAAAAGGGGAGCCUUUGGUCUACACCUACACAUACGAAGAAAUGAAGAUUAUCCUCGAAGUCGAAGGUGAGUACACUCUCACUGAUGAAACUGGUUACAAGGUUUCUGUUUCCCCAGGGGAUGUUUUUUACUUUAAAAAGGGUACUACUAUUACUUUUGAGACCACUGGAUAUGGACUCGCUUUCUUCACUGGUUUGAGACCAAAUGGUACUGCUUAA
Suhomyces tanzawaensis NRRL Y-17324 is the source of this 380-nucleotide messenger RNA. RefSeq lists its product as uncharacterized. The transcript has a single exon. The record is from RefSeq and is a predicted model, not a curated record. The coding region runs from base 15 to 380 and encodes 121 amino acids. NCBI's taxonomy places the organism in Eukaryota, Fungi, Ascomycota, Pichiomycetes, Serinales, Debaryomycetaceae.